AUGAAUAUUCAAGUUAUACAAGAUGAUUCUGAUGAUAUAUCAUCAAAUAGCAUUUUAUCAGAAGCAAAUAGUAGACCUAUACAUAAUGAAUCACAGAUUUGUAAAUAUUGUGACAUUAAAUAUCAAACUUCAAUAUCUACUGGAACUUUAAACACAUAA
Messenger RNA from Funneliformis geosporum, 159 nucleotides. Lineage: Eukaryota; Fungi; Glomeromycota; Glomeromycetes; Glomerales; Glomeraceae. The record is from the annotation of a GenBank genome assembly.